AUGGACCAUUUCAGCCCUAUGAACAACGAAGAAUUGUGUGAAGAGGCUCAUGAUGUGGCCUCAUCGUUGAUUCUACGAUGUGCACUGAUUCUUAACGUCGUCUGUGCCCUCGUUGCUGUUCCUCUGAUAAUUUUAGUGAUCAGAGCGACACUUGCGCAUAAGCUGGUGCAUCACAAUGUUAAAUGGAUACUGGUAUUCCAUCUUUGCUGUCUGGUAACGCACGACAUAUUCAGGAUUGCCAAUCAUAUUUGGGAUUUGGUAGUCUUUUUUCAAAAGACACCCAAUGAUUGCAAUCUUUACCCGCGAAAUCGAUGUUUAGCUAUUCGGGUACCAAUUAAUGUCACUAUCUAUUUAGCCUACACAACAACUUUUGUAAUGUCCAUCGAAAGAUGUUUUGCGACAUGGAAGCUCAACAGUUAUGGACAAAACAAGAUUGUUGGACCAGUGCUAGUUCUUGUACAGAUUAUCGCAGCCGCUGUUUGUAUGUUUAUUAUUCUAAACGAUACGGCAGAAACGGAGGUGAUGCCAUACUGCUUGCUCACCAGCCUCUCGUCAUCAGCUCUAAUUUUUGGACCCAUUUCCGUCCUGUUGUCACUUCAAAUCGUCGCCGUUAUCGUAUUUGAAGUGCUUAUGCGGAUCAACAGGAAAAAAAGCCAAAGACUUCUCCACGGUCGCAGUCCACAAGUAAGUGAUGGAGUAAUCUCAAGGCUGUACCAAGUCCGAGAAAAUUUGAGAACCAUGAAAACGUUGAUGCUUUUUUUCUUGCUUAGCUGCAUCAACAGUUUCUUCUAUAAUUGUCUCCGUGGAUUUGUGCACUUAAACAAGCCGAAAUUUGCCCGGUCUACAUUCUAUGCACUCAUAGAAGUAAGUAUUCAUCUGCCCCAAUACUCACUCUUACUGCCAGCCGUACUAUGGUACAGUUAUAGAAAAGUUGCAAAGAACGCUGCUGCACGACAUCAAGAAAAGCUGGAUCGUGAUGCACCAGAGAACACGAAGCUACAUUUCAACAUGAUAACUGAAUCUUGGAAAUAA
This is a messenger RNA of Cylicocyclus nassatus, 1032 nucleotides long. Lineage: Eukaryota; Metazoa; Nematoda; Chromadorea; Rhabditida; Strongylidae. The record is from the annotation of a GenBank genome assembly.